CAAUAACCAACUUAUUACCCAGUAGCAAGCUCUCAGGCUGGCCUCUAAUUGCUCUCACACGAAGUCCCUUUACCAACGCACUAGCCGCUGGAACUGAUACAUUGGAGCCGAGCGCCGAGCCGGGCUACUUUACCGCACCUCGUCUGACUCAGUCCAAAAGAGAGCCAAAGAUCACAGUGAGCGGAGGAUGCGACAGGGGUGAUGCCCGGCUAUCUCCUCGCCGCCGCCUUCCACAAGCAGGCGUUCGCGUCGGCGACGCAGCACCAGCUCCUGGCGUUUCUGCAGGUCGCGGCCUUCACGAAUCGGACGGCGGUGCUACCGUUCGCGCGCGUGGGCGAGCCGGCGUUCGUGGGGUUGCCCCGGCCCGGCUUUGGCGGCCUCGACCGCUACUUCGACGUGGCGGGCCUUGCCGCGCGCUGGCCGUGCCUGCGCGCGAUCACGUACGACGCGUUUCGACGCGAGGCGCCGCGCGCCCGGAUCGUCGCGCUGCAGCUCGGCCUGCCCCCGGGCCGGGCCGGCUCCGUGGUCGCGACCGGCUGCGGCCGGCGGUCGCGACCGCUCGUCGCGCUGGGCGCGACGUUCGCGUGCGCGUCCGCGGCGCUCGCGGCGUCGGCGUCGGCGACGCUCGGCGACGCGACGCGGUGGCGCCGCGACGCGAUCAUCGUCACGAACUGGUCGCAAAAACUCGUCGGUCUCGGGGACGCGGCCUCUCCGCUCUUCGGCGACGCGUUCGCGGCGCGCGGCGGGUGUCAGGACGCGCGCGCCCGCCGCGACGCGCGCGCGUUCCCGCCGCUCGCGCCGCGGUGGCACGCGCGAGCCGACGCGUUCCUUGCGGCGUCGCCGGUGCUCCGAGAGCGAUCUUUCGUCUGCGCCCACGUCCGCGCCGCGCUCCCGCGUCGAACACGCCGCGCGCGGUCGGCUCGUCCGAGCUCGCAGCGGUCGCCCCCGUGCGCGCGACCUUACGUGCGCACCGAACGCAGGCCGAAAAGCUCGCGAGCGCCGCGACGGGCCGCGCGAAGCGGAACCAGUGGGUCUACGACGACGCGGCCGGCGCGUGGACGUCGCCUUACAUGGAGCGGUGCGCGGCGGCCGUCGCAGCCGUCGCGACGCGCGCGGCCGAGGGCCGACCGCUCGUCCUGCUCACCGACACCGCCGAGGCGCACGGCACGCCGUCGAACCAGGGCAGCGCUCGCUUCCGCGAGUGGCGCGAGCGCGGCGAGCGACUCCUCCGCGCCCUGCUCCCGGCAGCGGCCGCGUACUGCGGCGCGUUCGCCGCCUCGGAGCCCGACUGCGCCGUGCGCAGACGGCGCGGAUUAUCAUCGUUCGCGCGCCGCGGCGAGGGCCCGCCGGCGGACGUUUCCCCCGCGCAGGUCGCGGAGGCGGCCAUCUGCCGCCGCGCGGCCGAGGUCCUCCGCUUCGGCUCCGGGACCUUCUCCGCGUUUCUCGUCGGCGACGGCGCCAGCCGGCCGCCGUCCGCGCAGUUUCUCUCGUGUCCUGAGAUCGAACGAGCGGCUUCGCUCCCGCAUUCGAAGUCGUAAAUCAGUAAAUGUGCCUCUCCCGAGGGCUCUCUCUCUG
Pelagomonas calceolata is the source of this 1575-nucleotide messenger RNA. Lineage: Eukaryota; Pelagophyceae; Pelagomonadales; Pelagomonadaceae. The record is from the annotation of a GenBank genome assembly.